Biomphalaria glabrata is the source of this 2187-nucleotide messenger RNA. Its product is annotated as geranylgeranyl transferase type-2 subunit alpha-like. Gene Ontology annotation, biological process: protein geranylgeranylation. Gene Ontology annotation, cellular component: Rab-protein geranylgeranyltransferase complex; cytoplasm. Bases 109 to 1950 code for a protein of 613 amino acids. The record is from RefSeq and is a predicted model, not a curated record. Gene Ontology annotation, molecular function: protein binding; Rab geranylgeranyltransferase activity; zinc ion binding. The transcript is spliced from 13 exons. NCBI's taxonomy places the organism in Eukaryota, Metazoa, Mollusca, Gastropoda, Planorbidae.
UUGAAAACAAAAAUAGAUCUAGUCUAGUAUCCUUAUCACUGACAUAGGUAAAAAUUUAUUUCUCACAGAGACGACAAGUAAACAAAUUUCAUCUCAACUUCAUUGAACAUGCAUGGGCGUCUGAAGGUAAAAUCAACAGAAGAACAGAUUGAAGCCAAGAAAAAAGAGAGAGAGAAAAAGUUACUGCUCUACAAUGGUGCAAUGUCCAAAAUAUUUCUUAAGAAACAAAAUGGAGAGUUGGAUCAAGAGAUGUUACUGCUUUCUGGAGAAGUCUUAGUUGUGAAUCCUGAUGUUUAUACCUUGUGGAAUUUUAGAAAAGAAACAUUCUUAGAAUUGAGCACAUGCUUACCUGGAGAACAGCUUCAGAGGUUGUACCAGUCAGAGCUUUAUUUCUUAGAAGCAUGUCUGAAAAAAAAUCCAAAAUCUUAUGGAUCAUGGCAUCAUCGUUGUUUUGUAAUGGAUCACAUGCCAGACCCAGACUGGAAGCGAGAAUUGGAAUUGUGCAACCAGUUCUUGCAGUUGGAUGAAAGAAACUUUCACUGCUGGGAUUAUAGAAGAUUUGUGGUCCAUAGUGCAAAGAUCCCUCCUGAGGAGGAGUUUGAGUUUUCUCUUCGUCUUAUCAACAACAACUUUUCCAAUUAUUCCUCAUGGCAUUAUAGAAGUAAACUCUUACCAAUUCUGUUUCCUGAUGCCACUCAACCAAUGGGAGUUAGUGAGGAUGCCCUUUUAAAAGAAUAUGAACUUGUACAAAAUGGAUUUUUUACUGACCCUGAUGACCAAAGUAAUUGGUUCUACCAUCGCUGGCUUAUGGGAAGAGGAAAUCAAACCCUAAAUAUCAACUGUUUCUAUGUGUCAAGAGAAGACAAUUGUGUACUUGUUUCAUUCACUAAACAUAUACAGAUAGGAAAGAAGACAGAUUUAAUACUAGAAUGUAAUGAACAGACAAUGCCUGGCACAGUCUGGCUGAACCCAAAUAAAACUUCUCAGUCUUCUUGCUUGUGGAUAUCCUUUUAUAAUGUUUUUGUUUGGUGUAAUGCACAAAUUGUAAGACAAAUUUCCAUACGGAUAAUAAAGAUUAUUAUUAUUAUUAUUAUUAUUAUGUUUAUUUGUUCAAAGAGAUUUUGUAAUGACCUUAACUGGCAAUACAGAGCAGAUAAUUUGACGUUUCCUAAAGACUGUGAUUUGAAAGUGACUUUAGUCCAGGGCAGUUUAGAGCUUUGUUCUUCAUCUUUACAUCUUGGAGAAAAUGAUUCUAGUCUUAGUGGUUCUAGUGUCAUCUCUAUGGAUAAAUCUAUAUUUAGCCAAGAGAUGAGUCCAUUAAAAAAAGACACUCUAUUACAAGCAAUGGAGUCUGUCUUACAGCUAAUGGAAAUGGAAUCUGAUAAUAAAUGGACUGUACUGACAGUUGUGUUGUUAAUGAAAGCUUUGGACCCUGACAGCUACUUUGAUCAGAUCAUGUGCUAUCUGGAUAAACUUGAAGAUCUUGACGGCAAGAGAAUCCAUUACUACAAAGACCUAAGGAGUAAAUUCAUUAUAGAAAAUAUUUUUGCUGGCACGGAGCUCACCAAUGCAAGUGCUAUAACUCUGAGUGGCAGGAGCUUAACAAAAAUGUACCAUACAGAAUUACUCCCUCUUGUCACUUCCCUUGAUCUGUGUGACAAUUUGUUGAGGGAUGUCCAUGAAUUCAACCUUCUACAGAAUGUGAAGGUCCUAAACUUAGCCAACAACAAGCUUGAGAACUGUGAAGGCUUACAGCACCUGCCGAAACUGGAGCGACUUCUUCUUAAUGGCAACAAUCUAACCAAGUCAAGCGACCUCCUUCAACUAACCACUUGUGCCAAACUUAAUUUUUUAGACAUAUCCAACAAUCCAUUGAGUUGUCAAGAGGAAGAAAUUCAAACUAUUACUGCACUUCUGCCUAAUGUUAGCAUUUGUUUCAAACAACAAUAAAUUAAUGAUGAGUCUUGCUGACGUUUUUUUUUUAAUAAAGACAAUAAAUUAAAUGUAACUUUGAUAUCAUCUUUAACAUUAUGUAAAAUUGAAUUUCACAAUUCUAGAAAGUCUGAGAGAAUGAUUUAAGUGCAAAUUUGAUUUCUACAUAUGACUGGUUUUGAUUGUCUAAUGCUCAAAUACAAUGUUGUCUGUAUCAAUUGGAUUUAGAAUAAAGUAUCCAGAAGUAUAAAAUAA